This is a messenger RNA of Eutrema salsugineum, 1014 nucleotides long. RefSeq lists its product as uncharacterized. Bases 1 to 1014 code for a protein of 337 amino acids. The record is from RefSeq and is a predicted model, not a curated record. The transcript has a single exon. Lineage: Eukaryota; Viridiplantae; Streptophyta; Magnoliopsida; Brassicales; Brassicaceae.
AUGGAUGUCAUGAAGGCGGUGUAUGGUAUUGCUAUUGAUUAUUGGAAGUCGUACAAAGCAUUAGUGCAUGCACGUGAGCUUGAACAAGAUACAUGGGAAAGUGGGUAUGAGGAUUUGCCUAUGUUUCUUCAUAAGAUUAAGGCAGCGAAUCCAGGUACAAUUACCAGACUUAUAUGCGACGAGCAAGACAGGUUUAGGUUCUUGUUCAUUGCAUUUGGUGCAUGUAUCAAUGGUUUUCGGUUUAUAAGAAAUGUGGUUGUGGUUGAUGGGGCUCAUUUGAAAGGAAAGUUUGAGGGUGUUUUGCUUGUCGCCGCUUCGCAGGAUGGAAAUGGUGAGAUAUUCCCCUUAGCUUUUGGGAUUGUAGAUUCUAAAAAUAAUGCUUCAUGGGAGUGGUUUUUAACCCAGUUACGUAUGAUUUGUGAUGACCAACAAGAGCUAGUGAUUAUUUCUGAUAGACAUAGAUCCAUUAGAAAAGCUGUUUGGAAGGUGUUCCCACAAGCUCAUAGAGGAAUAUGUACCUAUCAUCUCCAUGAAAACCUCAUUAUGAAGUUUAAAGAGAGUACUACACUAAAGUUGGUAAAAAAAGCUGCAAGGAUGUACAGGGUUUCUGAGUUUGUUGCACUAUUUAACGAGAUUCGAAGGCAAAAUCCUGAUAUUGCAACAUAUUUGGAGAAUGCUGGUGUUAGUUUGUGGUCUUGCGCAAAUUUUCAAAGAGACAGAUAUGACAUAACGACAAGCAACAUUGCUGAGUCUAUCAAUAAGGUUCUUAAAGAUGCCCGUGAGUAUCCAACUGCUUAUUUUUUAAAAGAGCUUCGGAAGCUAUUUUCGAAGUGGUUUAUGAAACGGCGGGAACAAGCUAUGUCACUGCAAACAUUCUUUACUCUAAGAGUCGAACUUAAACUGGAAUAUCAAUGCAGUAUUGGCAGUACUCUUAUGGUGCAUCAUAUAGAUGCACAUCAUAGCCAUGUCACCGGCGGUGCAUUUGCUUGUAUUGUUGAUAUACAACAGGUAUGA